Messenger RNA from Lates calcarifer (barramundi perch), 2659 nucleotides. It is a transcript of the gene sync, whose product is annotated as syncoilin, intermediate filament protein. The coding region runs from base 256 to 2418 and encodes 720 amino acids. NCBI's taxonomy places the organism in Eukaryota, Metazoa, Chordata, Actinopteri, Centropomidae. Gene Ontology annotation, cellular component: intermediate filament. The transcript has 6 exons. The record is from RefSeq and is a predicted model, not a curated record.
GGGGGAGAGAGAGGAGGCUGGGUCAACUGUCUUUACCCCCCCUUCUUUUCUCAGUUCAUCUGCACACACUGCUCCCGCUCAUUCUCUGCUGCUCACUUUGCUUUGUCGUUUUGAACCACGACUCCUUUCAGACAAACUCACCCAUGAGGAUACAGCACAAAGACAGAGGAAACAGGGAUAUACGCUGAGAAGGAUGAGAUGGUUCUGAAGGAGAUCAUCUACAGAAAAAGAGACUACCAGAAUUAGGCUAAACCAAUGGAGGACAUAGACGACAACAUUUCAUCUAUAGGGUUCGAGCCUCUCUUCAUCAAAGAAGAGGAUGGGGGGCCAGACAGAGCCAUCAUGGAACAAAGAGAGGACUCACCUGGACUCACCUUCACAGGAGCACAUCUGAAUUCAUCAACUUUAAUUAAGCCAUACUUACAGGAGAUGGAUGACUUAUUGAAGAGCUGUGAGGAGCUCACUGGUAUUCCCAUAGGCUCACACUUCUCAGAAAGUUAUACUGAAACAAGCAUGAUUGAAUCAAUUCACGGUCAGAGCAAAAAGGAAGUUACCAUGGAGAGCUAUAGAGAAACAAGUGUAUCCCCCCAAGCAUAUCUUUCCACCAGCUACAUUGACACACACAUGGAUGGGGCUGAAACAGAAGACCAGCCAGCACAAGGGCAGUUGCAGGGCAUGGGUGCAAUCAUCAACAGGUGUGGAGUGAAUGCAGAAGUUCCACGCCAGACAGAAAUGCCCAUCACUUCAGCUGGCAACAAACUGAGUGAAACCAUGGUGGAGUAUGAGGGCCAACUGCUCGGGAUGUUGGCCAUGCUGGAGAGCUGUAUGGAAGAGGCUGGGAUGGACUUUCAGCCACAAGACUGGGCUACAGAUGAAAGCCACGAAUAUGUACACAUCAGUAAGAAUCCUCAUCAUUACAGGGGUACAACGCUGGUGCCCAUUCAGCAAGAGAGGCCAGUGAAGUUGGAGACCCAGCCAAUGCAAUUAGGAUCCUGGGCUGCUCAACAUGCAGAGGGAGAUAAAGUUUCAGAGGACUGCUGGAAUGGAGUGACAGUAGGUUCAGCAACAAACAGAACUCAGCAGAGUCCUUCACUUGGCUGUGACAACAUGGGUGGCAACUCAAUGGAAAGACUGGAAAGGUCAGGGGAAUCACACCAAGGGGCUCUUGAACCACAGUUCAAGUUUUCAGGGUCAUCAGGGCCACUGGAUAGUAAUGAAAAUGAUCCAAUGUACUGUGAAGGGACAAAGACAAGAUUCCUGUUUGAUGAAAGCACUGAAACCAAAGCUGACAGAACUGGGACUGAGGUAGAUGACACUGAGAUGACUCCAGCUGAAGAGACAACAGAGCUCAAAAUGGACACCACUGAUCUGAGAUCUGGUACGAAUGAAUUAGGGGAGCUGGGGUCUCAGAUGGAGAAGUGCAUUGAUGAAGUACAGCAAUUGGAGAAGAGGAGGAAGGAGCUGUUGGCAGAAGUGCUGGAGUUACGAGGGAAUAAAAACAGAGAGGAUGCAGAAGGGAGCAAUGAGGAGGAAGAGGUAUCAGAAGAGCAAAUUGACAGCAAAAUGGCAGAGCUAAUGAAUAUCCUAAAGAAAGAGGAAGAGGGGAGAAGGGAGGAGAGGAAGAGGGAGAUUCGGAACCUCAGGGAGCAGAGAGCAGAGGAGGAGAAGAGUAUGUGGAAAGUCAACCUGGAAAGACAGGGGAUUCAAGAUGAGCUCAGAAAGCUCAAAAGGAGGCUCUUUGCCAUGGUCAGGGACUGUACCCACAGUCAGGCUUCCCUGAACAACCAGCACCGUGAGAUGGAGCUACUUAAGAGAGAAGAGGAGAAGCUGCAGUCCCUGGUGCUCCAGCUGACAGAGGAGGGCUGCCAGCUCAGGUCAGCCCAACAACAACAGCUCUUAGAAAUACAGGCAGAGCUUCAUGCCAAGACCUCCAGUCAGACCUCUAACACCCAAGAGGAGUUGACUGAGUGCAGGAGGCACUCCUGUGGAGACAUCCAGCAGUAUCUGCAGGGUGGGCUGAGAGCCCUUGAGCACAGAUAUGAACCCAUUUUGCUGGCGCUGCUGAAGAGAAGAGAGGCAACAGCUGGAGUGCUGGUGAAAGCCAAAGAGCAGGCCCAGGAACUGAAGUCCCAGCUGAGACCCCUAAAGGAGGAGAUCCAAAAGCUGAUGCUCCAGAGGGCUUGUUUGGAGGAGAAACUCAAACUGAUCCACAUACAUCGGAGAGAGGAUGUGGGGCAGUACAAGGAGACAGUGUACAAUCUGGAGGAGAGCAGCAGAGAACUGAAGACUGAGUUAAAGAUUCAGAAGAAAAAAGCCAAAGACAUGGAGGAGUUGAGAGACAGCCUUACCAAACAACUCCUCCUUUACAGGGCUGCCAUUGAGGACCAUAACAAGUGUGACCAUGAGGAGAACACAUGAUCAUGUACAUCACAGACACAUGAACUUAGUUCCAUGAUUUAAAAACUGAUCCUUUUUUUUUUUAUCUGCAACAUAGUGAACUCCAAGGUUCAAUUAAUGCACUUUAUACACACUAAGAGAUGCUGUUAAAACACAUUAAACUAAGAUUGAAAAGGUUUUUCAGAACAGUCUGUUAAGAUGAACUAGACUGCUGCUUGUAGAAACGUUUUUGUUAUGAAUAAAGGCUUUGUGCUUCUUGUAA